UACCGUCCAUUAGUACCGCAGCGCCGACCGUACAGUGUGGACCGCGGUUAUUGUCGCGCGUUUUUCGUCACCGCCGCCGCUGUCGUUGUAUCGGUUACAAUAUUUAUCUUUUUGUUUUUCGAAAUUAUUUUACCUUUUAUUUUUUUUACACCGGACAUUGUGUGUGUGUGUGCGUCGCACGCGUAUAACAAAAAAAACAAAAAAAAAUAAAACAUAUAUACACAUAAUCGGGGUUCGACCGUAUCGGUUAUAUUGUGAAUAAUAAUAGUAAAAUAUAUAUUGAUAAAAAUACAAUAUUAUAUACCUACCUAUAUAUUUUGUUUUUAAAUGGUUCGUUGCGGCCAUCGACGUCGCCAUGUCUCGGUCGCCGCCAGCCGGAUGAUGAAGACCCAAAGGAUCACCGCCGGCCUGGACUGUUAGCCGCAGGAUAAUAAUAUUAUUAUACACAUUUUUCUCUUUCUCUCAGAUAUAAAUAUUGUUUGAUUUUUGAAAUCGUUCGCCACGAUCGGUUUAUCGAGCCCGGAUGCCGCUGAAGCCGUCGCGACGUUUAAUUUAAAUUAAAACGAUAUAAUAUUUAUAAAAUUAUUUUCAAUUUUACCAUUCAUAUUCCACGACUCGAACGUCGUUUUCGUUAAAAAUAGUCAAGUAUCCUAAUUUAAUAAACAUUAAACUAAUCUGAACCGCCAUGGUGCUUUUCGACGACCUGUUCGGUUUCCCGGCCAUACCCAGGUGCCUGAGGCCUUUCUCCGCUGCCAGGGGUCCGACUUCUGUAAGGGGCACCAUGUCUUGCACGAAGAUCACCUCUUGUCUCACCCUAGUGCUGUUGAUAUGCUUCGAGACGGUUUUGCUGUCGACGGUCAGCGAUUGUACCAAGUCCUUCACCGUACACUGGAACACGUCCAAUUCAAUAUUCCGGAUAGACAACACGGAUCACAUAAUCGACGUGAACAAGGGCAACAUGCCGUUCGAAUACGACCAAGUGAACAUCGUGUGUCCUGUGUACGCACCCGGUACACACGAAUCCGAUGCCGAGAAGUAUAUCAUUUACAACGUGUCUAAGGAAGAGUACGACAUGUGCCGCAUUACAAAUCCCAAUCCUAGGAUCAUUGCGUACUGCGAUAAGCCUUACAAGCUAAUGUACGUCACCAUAACGUUCCGUUCGUUUACGCCUCAACCCGGUGGACUCGAAUUUCAACCAGGACAAGACUACUAUUUCAUUUCGACUUCGUCUAAGGAUGACAUACACCGCAGAAUCGGCGGCCGUUGCUCCACCAACAACAUGAAAGUGGUGUUCAAGGUAUGCUGCCGGCCGGAGGACCAACAACAGAACAACAACCAGAACGUGGCCACCCGACCACCAAACCCGGCUAUUACACAACGGCUACCGGCUCCCGUCAACACGCACGUUUAUCCUCGCCCCACUUCGGCUUACUCGUCCACAAUGUCGCCUUCGCCCAAACUGCCACCGUUCGGCCCGUCCUUGCACAACAAACCGAAUCACAAAAAACAAUCCGAAUACGACAAACAUCCUAAUGAAGUGGUCAAAAACGAAGAGCUAACGUUAAACGGUGGUCAACGCGCCGUCACCAGUUCCGCCUUCAUCAUUCUAGUCUUACUCACCAUUGUCCAAUGGGUUUCGCGAUAAGUCGCUAAUUUUAAACACUCUGUACAUACCUAAACGGUUUAUUAUUAUUAUUAUUAUUAUUAUUACUAUCAUUAUUAUUAUUAUUAUUUUAAAUACUAUAAAUAAUUGUAUGUACAUACUACUUGAACAUUUUUUUUUAAUUUUUAAAAUAACCCACCACCACCAACCACUACCGCUACUAUCGUAAUAAUAAUAAUAAUCAUCCCUUUCCAAUAAUAAUUUAAUAAUAAUAUUAUAUAUUAUAACACUGUGUUGUGUAUUAUUAUAAACGAUUACAUUGUUAUUAUUUGUAUAAAAGCUACGAUAAUUCUCGACUAUAUACCUAUACAUCAUCUAAUACAUUAUAUGUUAUAAUAAUAAUAACGAACGUUGUGUUGACAAUUAAUGUAUCGACAGCAAAAACUAUUUGACUACUGUGUAUUUGUGACUAUUGAAAUUAUAAGAAUAAUACUAUCAUCAUAAUAUUAUUAUAUAACAUGCGUGUGACGUGCCAAGGGCGACAAAAUGACGACGAAUCUCAGUGUGUAUGAUAGUAACAGUCACAUUUUCUUUUUUUCUUUUUAUUUAAGAUAAUUAAACAAUUAUAGUAGUUAUUUGCCAUAAGCAUAGACGACAUAAGUCGAGCAAUAUUUCUUUACCUGUAUUACCUACCUACAAUUUUUUUUUUUUAAUUAACGUUUCCCUUUCUCAGUUUUUCUAUCGACCGACAUUCAGCGGCUUCUUCUAUUUAAUUUUCAAUCCCCAAAAAAUGUGUUCGUUCGGUUCAAAUGCCGUCGGACUCAUUUCAUUCUUUCGACACAACAACAACAAUAUUUGUCAUCGACAAGUUGUGCGGUGUUUCUGGUUUCGAGAAUGAAAUGUAUCCGUCGUCUUAAGUUUGACGACUAGACGGACAGUUAAGUAAACCAAAAAAAAAAAAAAAA
Messenger RNA from Adelges cooleyi (spruce gall adelgid), 2568 nucleotides. RefSeq names its product ephrin-B2 (gene Ephrin). Gene Ontology annotation, biological process: axon guidance; ephrin receptor signaling pathway. The transcript has 6 exons. The coding region runs from base 686 to 1645 and encodes 319 amino acids. Lineage: Eukaryota; Metazoa; Arthropoda; Insecta; Hemiptera; Adelgidae. Gene Ontology annotation, cellular component: plasma membrane. Gene Ontology annotation, molecular function: ephrin receptor binding. The record is from RefSeq and is a predicted model, not a curated record.